Molecule: messenger RNA, 1862 nt
Organism: Aspergillus calidoustus
Lineage: Eukaryota; Fungi; Ascomycota; Eurotiomycetes; Eurotiales; Aspergillaceae
Source: the annotation of a GenBank genome assembly
GGGUCUCAUGUGGUGUGUCGAGGCCCCAAAAUCUUAUGGAAAAGAGCUUCACAAUCAGAGAUCACAUAAAACCUUGAACAGGCCUCGCUUUUUGUUUUGUUGAUUGUGGUGUUACUGAAAGCCAACUUGGAAGCCAGCCUUGCGGCAGUGACUGGACACGUGAGCUUUGGCCCAUAAAGAUAGUCCUCCGCGUCGACGGCUUCAUAACACAACACUUCCUUCACCUCUCAUGCAAUCUUUCUCCGUCGAGAUUUCAUCGCAGUUUCGGUCACCUUCUCGCUUUCUUCAUUUACGUCAUUCUCGCAUCUAAUAGUCGACGUUACCACACCCUUUCUGAUAUACUGUUGCACGAUGGCACCCCUCCUGCCCCUCGAACUCAUUAUUAUGAUUCUCAAGGUAGCGAUCAUUGAGCUCUUCAGACAACGCGAUGUUCCCGAUCCUCUAGACUGUGACUACAGCGAGUCAUGUUCCAGAAAACAGGAAAUCGUUAACGAGGCUUUCAGUCUGUUACGGAUCUGCCGAUCUGUUCGGGCAACACUCGAGCCUGUUCUGUAUCGAUCUAUCAGAGAGCCCCCGAUGCAUAAACGCCUUGGUGGUUACCGGUCAUACACGCUCUGGAUACAGCUUCUGUGUCGAACGAUGAUCACACGGCCAAGUCUUGCGGCUCAGGUUCAUGCAAUCACAAUCAAUUCUUACUCUUUCCAGCGGGAGCUUGGGGAAACAGAAGGGAACGAUGAGGAUUUCUCCUGGCACGACCUCUUGGCCGCAGAGACGGAACGAUUAGAGCGCAAGUUUCGAGCAAGCGAAGAGUAUGCUGUGGCCCUCGAAAAGAACAAUCUGGACGCCCUCAAGCGACCGAGCGUUUUUGCCUGGAAGUGGGUCCUCCUGUUUCAACUCACAAACCUGAAAGCCCUCUCAAUGAAUCACGGGACGCCAGCCCCCGCAAAUAUGCUCAUACUCGUUCGCCUACCGCUUCUGGAGAAGCUGGCCUUACGGGUUGAAGAGAGUUAUCAGAGAUCAUGUUUCAACGUUCAAUUAAGUCCUGCGGUAUCCCGUGUCGCUGCUCCUGUCCCGGUCCAGCCUCUCGACAUCCUCGAGAGUGUACUGUCUAGUACCAGGUGUCUCAAAAGCCUAAAAUUCUGGCAUGUCGUUGGCUGUUCGGCUGAACCGAUCCAACAAGAUGCGGCUCGACUGAAACGAAUCCUUGAUCCCCACGCCCAUACCCUCCAAUAUCUCAAUAUUCGUGUUAGUAACUCGUUGAACGACGAUGAUGAGUACCCGGGCCACUACAGCAACGUCAAGGGCAGCCUCGGAUGCUUGCAGCACUUUACAAAGCUCAACAGACUGGUGAUCCAACUUGAACUGCUUCUUGGGAAGCCGCGAGACAAUAUCCGACUCAGGGAUGUCUUGUCCUCGCAGCUCCGGUCCUUCGUCUGCUUCAACCUGAACAACGAAAGAGGCAAGCGUCUAUGGAAAGGAAGAAAUUACGUGCCCCAAUUUCAGGAAAUAGCGGAGGAUGCGGCGGACGGACGCUUUCCUCAGUUGACUUCGGUGGAGAUGUGUCUGGACAAGGAUCAGAGCAGAGAUGGUGAUCCACAGGAUCUCCGCGGGGGAGCCUUCCAUGGCUCGCGGCCUUCAUUUGAGAUUGUGCGCCCCCUUUCAGAUUGGGAUGGACAACAGGAGUUUAAUGAAAUGAGGGUACUAGCAGAGCAGGCAUACGAGAACGAACCGCUUGCUGAUUAGCGAUUCUUCUUACUCGCCCGCUGUUCUUGUAUGUUUAGUGACUAUGCUGUAAGCUAGUCAUAACCCACAGAUGCAUAAUCAAUGCUCUGCCAGCGAAUCAGACUAUGAAUCUUCGUUCC